CAGUAGAGGGAACGGAGUAGCCGCCGAAAGCGCAAAGAGAGCCAUAAUUCGCCGGGCCGCCCCGCAAUCAGGUUCGUGCUUUACAAUCCGCCUUACUCGCGACAUUCGUCGUCGGACGGAAUAAAAAAAAGAAAGAAAAAAGGACGGUAUAUAGUGUUUUUACCUAUGUUUAAUGCCGGAUCGGACCGCUCUCGUGGUCAGUCGUCGGCUCUAACGUGCUUAACCGCGGAGGCGUGAGAGCGUGCGUGCGCGCGUUUUUAAAAGCGACUCAUUGAUCUUGACGCACAGUAGCAUUCGCGCGCGCGGCCUCCGAGCGCGGUUCGUAUGUCGCGCUUCCGAGGAGACGUAGUCGAGUGCCGCCGCGCGCGCAAGAGAGAGAAGUAGUGGUGCCGAGCGGAGAGGCGCGCAGGAAAAUGAAAAGGAACUCAGUGCCUCAUUGACAGCUUCGCGCCGAAAGUCAUCUCCCGCCUGUCAGUUGAUGCCGGGGAUCCCUCGCGCAGCACGCGACUCGCUGGAGAUUCCCAGCCCUCGGCUCCGAUCGAUUUCCACAUGUCGCUCGCGCCAGGACGGCGGGACCCUUCGUUCAUUGUUAUCUCCGACCCCUAGUGCGACCCCAGGCACCGGAGAGAGAGAGAGAGGAAAAAAAAAUACAGGCCGCAGAUACCAAAGAUACCGGAACGGAGGAAAGAAGAGGGCGUAGCCUGAAACAAAAGAAAUAAACGAAAAGAGAAAUAAAGCUAAAGUAAAAAGUGAAUAAGAACCGGAGGGGGAAUGGUAAGCAAGAACACCAGGCUAAGAUAAAGUCGUUAAUAUUAAAGAUAAAAGAGCGAAGGAGAACCUUUGUAGGCUCAUUUUCUGGCACUGGAUGUCGGAUUAGCGCGUCGGCCGCGACGCAGAAGGGCGGAAGGUGCAAACAUUUCGGUAUGCGCGAAAAAGUGAUAUACACUGACAUCUCCGAGGAAGAGUUAAACAUUAAGAAGGGGCGAGAGAAAAAGAGAAGAUUUAUUUCUCAAUUCGAUCUACAAUUGAUUCCUACUACAUACCAUACGCUUACAAACCAGAAACCGGGAUGGUAAUGCAAAUAGUUCCUCGAAAAAUAUCUGAUCAAUAUUACACGAGCCAAAUAAUCAAAAUAAAAAGGGUAUUUGAAUACUUAAAUUUCGGGGAACUAUUCAGCAGAUACUAUACUUUCGCACUACAGUAUCAGGUACUAUUUGGUCAAACUAAAGAAGAAGCAUCCGAAAAGUUCAACGCCGGACAUCUUUAAGAAACAGUAGAGGACGCCGCCACGAACCACCAAAAUAAGCAAUAGCGUCACUCGCCGAAUACACAUAGCGACACAAUCAUUUUGUGGUCUCGGUCCGACGUUUUACCGCGCGCUUCCAGGUGCCACUUCUAUCAUGAUCCAAGUACUAUGAGAUUCUUCAACGUGGUGCACGCGAAGUUUCCCCUAUACCUACUUUUAUUUGGACGCUUAGCUUUCAUUUGUUGGCCUCUCACUCCCGACGACGGCUAUUGCGCGAAGCGGUACCUGUGACCAUCUGUUUACCGAGGCAUCGAACAAUUGCAUACUACGACCAGGUCAGUCGUCGUGACUCGAUAUAUCUCUCUCUCUCUCUCUUUCUCUCUCUCUCUCUCUCUCCCCCUCUCUCUCUCUCUCUCUGGGUGUAAAUUCGGGUGCGAUUGAGUCGGGCGACUUUCGAGAGAUUGGAGAACGGAAGCGUUGAGUGUGCGAACUGAGAGACUUGUGAACGUGGGGUGCGGUGUCCGGAUCCGAGGGUGGCGUGACAAGACGCGCGCGCGCGCGCGAGCACGAUAGCACCGCGAAUCGAGAGCCCCAGGGGGACGGACGCCAUGGCGGCUUCUACGACCUCAUCGACCGGCGGAGAGCAGCAAUACUCUUUAAGAUGGAACGACUUUCAGUCAAGCAUCCUCAGCUCCGUACGUCAGCUGAGGGACGUGGAAGACUUCGUAGACGUCACGCUCGCCUGCGACAGCUGCAGCUUCACCGCGCACAAGAUCGUUCUCUCGGCGUGCAGCCCGUACUUCCGAAACCUGCUCAAGGCAAAUCCAUGUCCUCAUCCAAUUGUAAUCCUGAAGGACGUGGCAUCGUCGGACAUGGAAUCCUUGCUGCGUUUUAUGUAUCACGGGGAGGUGCACGUGGGUCAGGAGCAGCUACCUGCCUUCCUGAAGACGGCUCAGAUGCUUCAAGUGCGGGGUUUGGCGGACGUUAGUAGCGGCGCCACGAAAAUUCCGCCGUCGUCGGCCGGCAACAACGGUAGCGCACCUGCGACCCCGCGUAAUUGGCAAGAUAAUGGCAGAGGAGAUCUCAAUGACAGUGAAAUGAGCCCACCGGAAAAGCGAGCGAGGAGUUACAGUCCGCCAAUUGGCAACCAUAUUGAACCAAAGUCGGAUCUUCAGGAAUCCUUGUUAGGUCAGGCGCUCGAAGGUGGUCCCACGAUACACACGACAUCGACAAACAAUAAUAUACAGGCGCAAUCGACUGGCGAGGACUCGAACUCCAUGUCGGAGAACGAGGAAGAUAUGUCGAAUCACGGCAGCAUCCUGAACGCGGUGAAGACCGAGCCUAGUGACAUUCUAAAUGACUCUUUAGAACACCAUCGUAACAACUUCCCGGCAGCGUUGUUGAGUCUUCAAGGCAUGAACAUGCCAGGACCUUCCGGUAUGCAUCAGGUAGCCAAUCAGGAUCCAAAUUACGGGCGGUGGCAGCCCUCUGGAGGAGACGGUUCAAGCUCGAGUUCCGGUUGGCUGCCGGGAACAUCCUCGAAGAGCGAGCACGCCGGGUCUGGGACCUACCAGAGCGACGGAGGUCACAACUCGAAAGGGCAGGAUCUCUCGGCCCUGCUUCAGCAUCAUCACCACCAGCAUCAUCACCACCACCAUGCCACCAGCCAACAGUCGUCGCAGCAACACACCCUCGACGCCCUCAACUCCCUCAAUAACCUAAACAGCGAGCAGCUUACGAUAAUGCAUCAGAAGCUGCAGAACAAUCUCCAAAAUCUACAGAGCACCGCUACCAAGAGCGAUCAGCUGAAUCUGAUGCUGCAGUCUUGCGCCAAGGACAAGAUCGAGAGCAUGGCGAUACUACAUCAACAAAGUCACAGGCGGUAUCACCAGCAAAUGGAAAACAGCGGCGGCGGUAAACCCAAGUGUCCCGAAUGCGGCAAGAUAUACUCGAACAAUUCCAAUCUAAAGCAGCACAUCGUCAACGUUCACACUGUGCAGACCGAGUAUAUCUCGUGUCACGUGUGCAACAAGCAAUUCAAGACGAAGCAGUAUUUGCAGAUUCAUCUACUUUCCAUGCACGGCAUCAGAAAGCGAAAAACCUAUCCUCUGUAUCAUCAGAUGCGCGUGCAGACGCAACAGCCAUCUUCGCACUCUGCCUCGCAAGUUUCCGCGAGCCAGCAGUCUCAACAAUAAUACCCGACGGCUGACGGAAGACAAGCAGCAAUCCGGAAGUUGAUCCAAGAGGGCUCGCGAUUUACGUACAUGCGUGCGAAAGAUCAUUCGCCGAUGGCUCAGAAUUCGUGAUCUCUUUUGUCAAGACUUUUCACGGACGGUUUUUAUAGUGAUGAAUCCGUUGUUAUUGCGCUUUGAAGAAAUCAAAUGUGAAAAACGCGCUGCGCAGAUGUGUGCUUGUGUCUUCAGCGGAAGUGAAUUGACGCUGACGAUAUCACAUUUGCAGAUGUAAUGCAUUUAUAUAUAUAUAUGUAUAUAUACAUAUAUUUUUUUCUGUGAGAUGCGCUAGAGGAAGGUGCGUAGAUUCAACGUAGACUUUAAUUGUCUUUCUAUAAUUAUCAAUAUCUUCGAACAAAGAUAUUUGCACACCUUUUUUAAAACGGUGUACAAGUACAUAAUUUAAUAAGACUGCAAGUAGUAUUUUACAUUUGGUUCCGAUAAUUUAAGUUUAUUUAUAGUUAAUGAAGAUAAACUACGACGAAGAGUUUUUGCUCCGAUUUGUAUCAUUAUUUUGAAAUUUUAUUACUUUUUUUUUGCGGGCGAAGAAAUAAUAAUACCGCAGGCAAUAGUUGCAGGCUUUUGUUUCCUUACGAGUUUCGUUAGAUGGAGAGAAAUCUUAAUAAAUUAAUACUUGAUUUAUUUAUGCGAGUGCAAUGGACAUUUAAAUUUUAUAAUUUCAUCGCAAACCGAUCUCUAAUUUCUUACACGUGUGUUGAAAGCGUAUGCUUCUCCAUAUUUUAUACCACGUUUAACAUCUUCGGUAUUAAAGGUAUUUAAUCGGCAGAAUAGAAAUUUACAUCUACGCAUACGUUAUUCCAAAGUAUUAGUUGUAUAAUAUUUCGAAUGAUUUGAUUGCACAUUCGGCCUCCCUCUCAGCGCAUCAACGGUGGUUAAAUUUGACCCUGAAUGUGCGUCGAAAAGGCCGCACCUAAGCGAUCGAAACUCACAUUCGUAGGUAUUCGUUUUUUAUUAGAGUUCGGAUAAGGGUGCGGAGGUGUCGAUAGGUAAGGCGGAGGCGAAAGAAGGGUGCUGGUACGAGAAUUGGCCGACCUAUUUUCGUCCCAUACCGCAGUGCGCAGUUCACCCUUCGCAUUGACGAUAAGCAGGCCUCCUCGAUUGGUCGGAAGAGGACGAACGGGGGAAAGCGCGCGAGAGAGAGAGAGACAAAGCUAGAAAAAGCUCCGCGAGAGCUUCCUUUAUCGCGGUAUAACUAGUGCGAUAAGUAAGGCGGGUAUGACCAAUCCUGUUUUUUGAAAAGCAGUCGCGGAGCGACCCUCCCAUGGUAUAUUCAUCUUUUGUGAAAUCGCCUGCCUUUAUGGAAGAGCUGAGCGGAAUGAAGGAUUACGCAGAAGUGGGUGGGAAAGCCGGAGAUACGGACUCUCACCUUCAAGAGCUAUUGUUAUUAAUAUCUUGCGUCGCUUACUUUCUGUGGGAGAAAGCUUUCCAAUUUUUAUAUGUAUAUAUAUGUAUCAAGCAUUAAUGAGGCUCACUCUAGAUGUAUGCGUAUAUAUGAAGUAUAUAUAUAUAUACAUACACACAUACACACUCACAUAUUGCUCAUUGCUACCUGUGUAUAGACGUCAUUAAAAAAAGGACAAUCGACUUUUAAGGAUUGCGAAAUUCCCAUUUUGAAACUUGCACAAAUACAAUCGCGCAAUGUUAUUUUGCAUAAUUAUCGGAGAUGGAGGCACCACCACCAGCUGCAAUCUCGCGGCAGCAAUCUGUCGUAAUUGGCAUGACUGAUGUACACAAUAUUAACCACGAAAUUUCCCCCGUUCAUCAUCGUGUCAAUUUAUCUUAUAGACAAAAAAAGAUAUGAAAAUGAGCAAUCAAGCUAUUCGUACAUCGCAAUUUCGUUCGUUUCUCGUUUGACGAGAAAUGAAGAUCGACAAACGCUUUCGUGAAAAAUCCGGAAUCAAUUGGCGCAGCAUCACUUCGCCUCUCGUGACGUAUAUCGGGGAGCAUGAACAUGUACGUGUGUCACGCACGCCAUCGUUCGCGAUAUUACGGGGGAGAAAGAGAUAGGGUACGUCGUAUUGAUCUCGAGGAUUCAACAAACAGCACCUAGUACCUCCCGCUCGUUCCUCUCUAACUCUAUCUUACUCCUCCACCCAGUGCCAAUCCCCUCACCCUGCCGUUCCCUCUUUCCUACGCCGAUACCUCUCCCUGUCUCUCAUCGUGUUCCAUACGAUUCGCCCUCGCGUAUAUAGGGUUUGAUGAGGGCAAGCAACCCUGCUCGGACGAUAAUCGCAAUUCCAUUGUCGGGCUUUCGAUCGCCGUCGGUCUCGUCUCGACAAUAGUUCGCGCAAGGAGCCGCCUCCUUCCGCACUUUCUCUACGGCGGAGAAUGAGAUUGGCGAGUCGCGCUGGAGGAUAAUAUCUCGAAAAAAUAAAUGACGCCCAUUUUCCUUCGUUACACUGUGGUUUUCAAUAUCAUACGCAGCACAGAGUAAGAGCAAGAGCGCGCUUUCAAAAUUUUUGAAGCUUUGCUAUUAAAAGGGCAUGCGUUAGAGGACUCGAUAGUUAAUUCUUUUACACGGUUGAAAUUACAUUUAACCGAUGAGACAUGUACAUUAUCUUGCUUCAAAUUUUACCUUCACAUGUGUGAAAAGUAAGCAUUCGCGAGGGAAUUAAUUUAACCGGAGAAACAGUUUCGACUCAUCGAUCCGGCGACGCUUGUUAACGACACGAGUGUCUGUCUCGGGUUAGCGGAUUGCCGAUUUCCGCGCAGACGGGCGAGCAAGCGAGCGAGGAAAAGUUUGCUGGGACACGCGAUAGUCGGGCCUAUGACCAUCGACCACGCGAUGGUCCCAGCAGUCGCCGCGCUUAUCCUCGUUGCGAACCCCUGACAAAACAAACCCCGCCGGCUUAUCCAAUUCCGCGGUAUUUCCACGAAUUUCUUCCAUCCCGUGCCAACCCCUGGCGCUCGCAAACCCCCCCAACGUAAAUGGAGGCAGAGCUUCGCAUUUGUUCUCAACAACCUCCCCCAGCUACCUCCCUGUCUCCUUAUCCGCGCGCACGUUCUUCUUACUCCGACCGCUUCCCUCCCUCCGUCCGCGCCUCAUCGUUCUCCUUAUUUCGUGCCAUCGGCGUAAAGCUCCGUCGCCUCCGAGCGCGGCCUCGUCUAAAAGCACUCACCGGUACUCCACUCGGCACGGGCGCGGUCGGGGAUGGGAAUCACUUCCGUUUCAGGACGUGUGGUAACCCAGUGACGCGAGGCACGGAAGAAAACGAUAGGAUAGAGGAUCAGCUGCGAGACUGCGCAGCCACCCGCAUGACUCUCGUGGCUAUGAUUGAUGAUUGUCGUUUACGAGUACUCUCGGUUACUUUGGAGAUGAUGCGAUAGUUCCUGAAGCCUCAAGAUGAAACCUUGUGAAAGUUUCGGUUGAAUGAUACUUCAGUAAGAGCAGCUUUUUUUUCCUUUACAAGUUUUAUCUAUUUUCUUUUUCUUUUCUUAUUGAUGAAAGUCGCAAGUGCCAAUCCCAGGCUGAAAUUAAAUCGAGCAAUUUGUCUGUCCUAUUAAUUGCACGGCGCAGUAAUUAAAAGAUGGACGAAUAAUGUAAUUUUACCUUUUUUUUUUAUUUGUGAAGAUUCUGAUUUUAAAAAGCGGUUGGACCGCAGAUAUAAUCAGCAAACUUGCUUCAAGCCAGCAUCAUGUGUGCAAGAGAUCCUUAAGCCAAGAUUCCCGCAAGCUAGAUUUUUUCGGAGUUGCAAGAAUCAUCGAGACAUAUUUCUCUCAAGUUUGCCAUUUGAAGACAGUAAAUUCUUACUUGAAACGAAGUAAAAUAAACGGGAGGAGGAUCGAUUUUGUUCGCGGUUUUUCGAAAUAUUAUUUAAUCGUCCUAUACUUAAAUUGAUAUUUAAGAAAUUUUUUACAUGCUUAGUGCAUCUAUUUAAAGAAAUUGUUAUUAAAUCGCUUAGAUAUUAUUUUGUUUGAAAGCCUAAUGUAAUUCAAUGAGAAUGUACGUCGUGAAAACUAAAUUAAAAAAGUUUCACGAAAUUUAUUUCGACCUCUGAUUUAAAAGUUCUACGAACAUACAUUUUCGUCUUGGCUGCCUGACAUCGGGGACAAUUACGCGUAUCAUUCCAGCCGCCGAAAUUACGUGUCAGCGUGACUUAUGUUCUUUUUGCGCCGGUCCUUAUCUCAAUCUCGCGCGUUAGAUUCUAGCGGCCUACUACAGAUCCAUGUUUUCUACUGCACGGUUGAUUCUCGAUCGCGCACUCUCAGCAGAUUAGGGCCAUCUAUCACCCGGAUCCGAUCCGGAUAGCUUCGUUUCGACCGGGCCUGGUCAGAUCCUUAUCAUCCUGACGAGUUUCCUCUGGAAAACGUGGCUUUGCCCACGUUUGACCACCGCUGCUCGAUAUCGCGCGCGAUAUUUUUCGGCGCGAAAGAGAGGAAGCUCACGAGUAGAUUUCAAUAUGGCAAAAGCGAUCGCGUGAGCGGGCGUAUGUGGCCGUUCAUCAGCGAGCGUGCUUGCGUCGGCACUGUGUGCGUGUGCGCAGGGGAUCGGAACAUUCGCAGCCACGCGGAUGAAGGGGAAGCAGGGUAGGACCUAUUCCUCUUCGUCUUCUUCUUUCUUAAUCUUUGCUGACCGCCCGUAUCCCCCAGAUGUCCGUUCAAAUCUUGGUUUUCUCAGAGUAUUCGAGGAGGAAAGGAAAACUCGAUUACCUGAAGUUUAAUGUUAGGAAGAAGAUUGAAAUAGAUAUCGAAAUACAUCACGUUCUUUCCUAAUAUAAUAAGUUUUCACGUGCCGUGUGUGAACACACAUCUCUGUUGGUAUAUUCUUCUAGAUGAAUUUUGUCAAUAUUUGAAUUAUUCAUUAAUUUUAUUUUCUAUACUACGACUGUGUUGAAAGUAUAGAUAAGUGUAAUCUUCCGUAUUAUACUUUAUAUUAUGUUUCGUAAGUAUUCUUUUAUAUUAAACCUGUUAAUAUUCUAAAAGUAAAUGCAAUCGAUUUCUCUAUACCAUCGUCAACAAUUCUUCGGGCAAAUAUAGCGUUUAAACUCAAUCAAUAUUACACUAACACUCAAGAAAAUGAGGAAACUUCGUGUUGCAAAGAUUGCAAGUAAAGACUCCAAAGUGGAGGUGAUGUGAUCAGGUUAUCCCAAUCGAACUGUUCGAAACGCGGGCUGAAAAAUAAAGAUCAGUUGGAAAAAGAUCCGGAAAUGAGACGAGAUUGGAUGUAAUGGCCCACUUCGGGAGUGGCGAUGCCAUCAGAUAUAUUCUUGGGAGUUAGGGCCGGUAGCUCGAACUUGUGUAGGUGGCCUACACGUGGCUUAGAAGACGCGGAACAAUCGCCGGAGGACACGGCGCGAAGGGUAAAAAUGAGGUUCUUGCGCGACAAGAGCGGAGCAACGAGACAAAUGCACAGUGUCACGUCGAACUGUUUCUAUCUCUCUUCUCUUCCGCUGCCACCGCCGUUCUCUUUUUGCUAUCCCUCCGUCCUUCCUUCCUCUGACUUUGUCCCACCGACCAUUUCUUCUCUUGCCUCUUUAAUGCCGCGGACGCCCCUUUUCUUCGCCCCGAUCCACGCGCGCUACCGUCGCACGCUGGGCGACUUGAAUCGCGCCAAGGGUGGGUUCGCUGUACGUUAUUGCGUCCUUCGGACAAAUGACCGUUGCGAUUCCUGCUCAGAACCUGCCGCGUUAGUCUCCGCGUUUGCCGAUCAGCUGACUUUCGGACGGAGGAUACGUAUUUUUAGUAGCUUGAAUACAUUACGUGAAAUUAUUCGCGAACAACGCGAUGUUACGCCGGACAAUCGUAGGGGACGUAAAAUAUAUUCGCGCGAGAAUUUAUUGCGUUUUGCAAAACUUUUAUUUUCGAGCUCAAUUAGUUUAUUAUACAGUUUUAGAAAACAACGCGUAAAUUUCACGGAUCGAUAAAAGAAAAACAAAUAGUAGGGAAAAACAUGGCGCGCACAUGGCUUUACAUUCCCGUCGCGCGUUCGAAAUCGUCGUUACGAAUACUCGGUUUUAAUCUCCCUGGUCUAUCGAUUCUCGUCGACAUGAGCGAAAAACGAGAACGCAUUUCACGGACGUUACAACAGAGUGGCAAACGUGGCGCGGCAUGGCAAAAAAAAAAUUACCUCCGAAAUCCACUUAAUGCAAUAAAAACGGUGGACAUCAAAGGCGAAAUCUCAUUAACGAGGAAAAGCGCAAAUAUGCUUUUAUCUGGAAAAAAGCGCGAGCUCUUAAACAAAUUGACAAUAAUAAAUAGAUAUUAAAAAAAAAAGUCUGCAAUGUUGAUAAAGAGGGAAUGAAUCGCGUUAUGGUUACGAUGAACAUAAUUUCCUAACUCUUUUUACACAAUUCAAAAUUGAAAUGAUAAAAGGAUGUUAAAUGAAUGACUAAUAGGGUUGAUUAAGAAUUAACUAAAUCACGCGAUGCAAAGUAUUUAAUUCGCCUCUCUAUUUUUGCCGCGGCGCCAAUUUAAACUCGGAACGCAUCGUCAUUCUAAUCGUAGCACAAAAUUAUUCGAUUCGCUCGCAAACUACAAACGUCCUCUCCGCCCGAGACGCAAAAGUUACGGCCGGCUG
Messenger RNA from Vollenhovia emeryi, 10015 nucleotides. RefSeq names its product protein abrupt. NCBI's taxonomy places the organism in Eukaryota, Metazoa, Arthropoda, Insecta, Hymenoptera, Formicidae. Gene Ontology annotation, cellular component: nucleus. The transcript has 9 exons. The record is from RefSeq and is a predicted model, not a curated record. Gene Ontology annotation, biological process: regulation of transcription by RNA polymerase II. Gene Ontology annotation, molecular function: protein binding. Bases 1855 to 3441 code for a protein of 528 amino acids.